AUGUCCCUGACUGACUACUACAACCACGUGAAGAAUAUCGCUGACACUAUGGCGACAGUCGGCAACCCUCUGAGUGAUUCAGAGGUUAUUUCGUAUAUUCUUGCUGGGAUCAGCGAGGAUCAUGAAAAUUUCACCACAUCAUUAUCGGUGAUAGCUUCAAAGGGUGAUGAUGAUUUCACUCUCAGCGACCUCUACGGGCACAUGGUCGCAUACGAGGCACGCAACGUCGAUCACGUGUCCAAUGGAUCUCCUCAGUUCCAACACACCGCCAACACUACAUCGCGUGGAGGAGGACACGGUAGCUUUCAGCGUGGUGGCGGAGGCUGCGGACGCGGCGAUGGUGGCCGUGGCUAUGGAGGAGGCCGCAACUACAACAACGGUGGCGGCAACUAUGGUGGCGGCUACAACGGUGGUGGCUAUGGCGGCGGAGGUGGCCGCAACGGAGGCAACAACUCCGGGAGAGGAAACGGCCAAGGAGGAGGACGCGGUCGCAACGGUGGCAGCGGUGGCAAAUCCACCUGCCAGAUCUGUGGCACCUAUAGACACGACGUCCUUCGCUGCUACAAUCUGUUUAAUCACGCCAUCCAACCAGAGACGUCGAAUCGCGCCGCCAACAACUCCAACUCAAACGACAUUGCUGAACCGACCUGGAUCAUGGACUCCGGGCGACAGAUCACAUGA
Messenger RNA from Lolium perenne, 681 nucleotides. Lineage: Eukaryota; Viridiplantae; Streptophyta; Magnoliopsida; Poales; Poaceae. The record is from RefSeq and is a predicted model, not a curated record.